This is a messenger RNA of Hepatospora eriocheir, 576 nucleotides long. The record is from the annotation of a GenBank genome assembly. NCBI's taxonomy places the organism in Eukaryota, Fungi, Microsporidia, Hepatosporidae.
AUGUCUGAUAAGGAAUUUAAAUCAAAUAAUGAACAAGCAAGAGAUAUUUUCAAUAGAGUUCAAGCAUUGGUAUCAAAAGGGAUAUUUAAACAUAUAAAAACAGAAUAUGGUGGAUAUGGAUCUAUAUUACGAUCUGAAGAAAAAGAUGAUGAUAUUAAGAAAUUAAAUGAACUUAAUGAAAAACUCUUAUCUAUAAAAGAUUUAAAACAGAGGUUAUUGUGUAUAAUAGAAGCAAUAAUUCAAACUAUAAAAGUAAUUAAUAAGAAAGUUUAUGGAUUAACAGAAUCUAUUGAAAAACAUAGAUCACUUAACAGAUUAGCAUUUGAAGCUAUCAAUUUAAUUACUAAAAACAAACAAAUACUUUCAUAUGAUGAUAAAAUUCUAAAACAUCUAAUGUUUAUUAACAGACAAUAUGUUAUGUUUAAAUUAGUUGAUGAUAAAAAUAAUUUCAAUUCAUACUUUAAAGAUAACAUUCUAACAAUGAGAGCUUUAGAUAAAGAAUUAAAACAAUAUAGACUUAAGAAUUUACCACUUGAAGAUUUUGUUAAAUUAUUACAAAAUUACUUUUUAGAAUAA